CCAAAGCUCUGUAAUAUUGAACAUAUGGUAAGAACCAGAGCUUUCUACCCGCCCCUGCCUGAGCUGCCGCGCUCCGUUUCUGGCAAACACCCCCAAGCUGCCAACAGUCUGAAUGCUCCCUUGGUCUUACACACUGUCAACCAUUUCGCUUACUAGGGCGUUUCAAUUUUGCAAAGUCCGGGGAGUGAACGCAGAGAGGGGAACUGCCAGAAGCCUUGCUAAGGAACGAAUGCAAACAAUCGUUUAUCAUAACCUAGCUAGCAGCCCAACUUCGUAAUCAGACGCAUAGGCAUGCAGUCAUGCCCCAACUGCCCGACGUCGAGGCGCCACCGCCUUCUGCUGCGGACACCGUGUCCCAGAACUCUCCGCUGGCCACGCAGCCACCGGGAGCCGAACUACCGGUAUCCUCGCUGCCACCGCCCAACCUCCCAAUUGGUGCGGGCCCUCCGCCGUUCCCACCAUCACCACAGCCGCCACCGGCUAAACAGCUCAGCAACCUUGCACUAGGCGCAGCUGCGUACUCCUCGUCUGCCAUCUCAGGCUACUGCAGCGGUGGCUGCACUGCCCAGUAUGCGGUGGACGGGAACACAAACCUAGAUACCCAGAUGCUGCAUACCGAUGGGAAUGUGACUGGCCAGGACAACAGCCCUUGGCUGUCCAUUGAUCUGGGCGCCGCAGCGUCAGUGCGUUAUGUGCGCGUCUACCACCGCCCGGGUUACCUGUUCAGAACACAGCAGUCGGAGCUGCGGAUUGGCGAUGUCGCCAUAACAAAUGCUGCAGCGGAUAAGAGCAGGGUAACCUCAAACGUGCUGGUCUGGAAGCAACAGGCGGAGCUGACGUCUAAUAUGACGGAGAUCCUGUUUGAUCCACCGGUGGUUGGCCGGUGGGUGACGUUCCAGAACGUCCCACCGCCCGCCACCACCAGUGUUGAGAACCGCGUACUCCAAGUGCUGGAGCUCCAAGUGUUUGGACAGGUCCUGAACGUGACGGCGCGCCGUUUCCAGGAUCCGUACGUGGGCUGCGUCAGUGGAGGCGUGAUGCUGCCCCUGGUCAUGUACGACAGCAACGCAGACUCCACACCUGAUCUCUGCGCCAUGGUCGCGCGCCGCCUUGGUAUGAUUUUUCUGCAAUGUCGUGCAUAUGAGUCAUCAAUGGUCCGAAUGCCAUAGAACGUGUGCCGUACAUCCUUGGGCGGGUGGGGCCAUGGCGUUACCGGUAUGAAUAAAUCUUCUGAAGCAAGUGGGAAGACAACAGCGCUUGCUAUGGGCGUGUAAGGCACAUCAUGACGGACCCUGCUGGCAGCGACCCUCUGCAAUUAGUUUGAUUGUGUCGCUUGCGUGCUCUGCUACUGUUUCAUCCAUCCUCACGUUCUUGCUUGAGUGAACAAGCAAAGAGCCAAUAUAUAUGUUUAGUACCUGUCUGUCUCGCUCUGCAGGUGCUGCGUACUACAGCGUCAGGGGAUACGGAUGCUGGGGAUUGCUGAGCACCAGCCCUGAAGUGGACAUCACCAUCUCAGUGGUCGAGGACGCAGCCCGCAACUCCAAUGGUGUUUGCGAUGCGCCCUGCCCGGGUGAUAGUACAAUGUCAUGCGGCGGCAGGACUGCCAUUGACGUCUACCGGACCAACAUACUUGGCAAGUAUCAGUAGAUAGGCUAAU
This is a messenger RNA of Chlamydomonas reinhardtii, 1657 nucleotides long. RefSeq lists its product as uncharacterized. Lineage: Eukaryota; Viridiplantae; Chlorophyta; Chlorophyceae; Chlamydomonadales; Chlamydomonadaceae. The record is from RefSeq and is a predicted model, not a curated record. Bases 300 to 1169 code for a protein of 289 amino acids. The transcript has 4 exons.